Molecule: messenger RNA, 731 nt
Organism: Medioppia subpectinata
Lineage: Eukaryota; Metazoa; Arthropoda; Arachnida; Sarcoptiformes; Oppiidae
Source: the annotation of a GenBank genome assembly
AAUUGUCAAAACUGUAAAAAGUAUUUUUGGACCAAACAAUGGCUCAUUUAAGACGACUUCAUUUCCAGAAUCGCAAGUAUUGCUCGACUAUAUCUGCCGCCAGUUUACCUGAUUUUAGCGAUUCUUAUUUGGAGGAAAUAAAAAAAAAGAUUCGCAAAAUAACAGAAAUCGACGAAACAAUUGAAACAAAUGGCAUUUCAGAGCCAAAGGUGUCGUUAUCGCAAAGUGGUAGCAAUCAAUCACAGUGUGUGUCCGAAGUGGUCGGAAAUGCAGUCAUAUUCUCUCUUAAGAAUCAGGUCGGAGGGCUUGUUAGAGCUCUGAGGGUAUUUCAGGAAUUGGAUAUAAAUGUUAAACAUAUUGAGUCCCGUCCUUCAAAAAGACGAGAUUCAGAGUUUGAGAUAUUUGUUGACAUCGAUUGCGAUGACAAAGAAAAGAUGACACAAUUAGUACAUCAUUUAAGACAUGAGGUCGACGGCUGUACUUCUGAGGAAUUCGAGCGCUCAUCGCCUAAAAGCAAAGAAAAAAUACAAUUAUCAGUCCUCAUGACACAGCCCUCUAUAGAUACGGAGUUGUUGGGAGAGAACGGAAUGCCGUGGUUUCCAAAACGAAUCUCAGAUUUGGACUAUACUUCCAAUCGAGUCUUAAUGUAUGGCUCAGAACUCGAUGCCGACCAUCCGGGGUUUAAAGAUCCGGUUUAUAGAAAAAGAAGAGAAUAUUUUAUAGAAUUGGCC